AAGGGUAACAUCCGCUGUAGCCUCUGUCCUUUCCUGUUAGCUAACAUUGCGCUUUCAUGUCAUACCACAUUUAGCCUCAUAUCUUUUUAAUACAUUUGGACCGUCUAUACUAGUUUAACGAUCAAACACAGACAUGGCAGACGCCAUUCAAAAGAAGCUGAAAGCUGAAUUAGAAAAAUAUACAGUGAUUCAGAAAGAUGUUAGCAAGAGCAUGUCAGCCAGACAAAAGCUGGAGACGCAGCUGACAGAGAACAACAUUGUCAAAGAGGAGUUUGAUCUGCUGGAUAGCACAAACACAGUUUAUAAGCUUAUCGGUCCAGUAUUAGUGAAGCAAGACCUGGAUGAGGCCAAAGCCACAGUCACAAAAAGGCUGGAGUACAUCAAUGGAGAGAUUCAAAGGUAUGAAACGCACCUGAAGGACUUGGAAAAGAAAUCUGAGCAGCAUCGAGAAGUCUUGGCCAGUUUACAGCAGGAGUUUCAGAAAGCUCAGGGCCUGGCUGUUGGCAAAGCCUGAUCAAGGCUUACAGCUGCAUGCUCUCUCUCUCUCUCUCACACACACACACACACACACACACAGAUUACAUAAAAGUGGCUAGUCGUAAUGUAAUGUAAACCUACAGCAUAAAGCUGAGUAAAUUCUGCUUGUAUCUUGACUUUCGUUGGCAGUGUGUUGACUGUGACUUUUCUCUUGUUACUAAUAAACAUGUUUUUCACGAA
Messenger RNA from Scatophagus argus, 717 nucleotides. RefSeq names its product prefoldin subunit 6 (gene pfdn6). Gene Ontology annotation, molecular function: protein-folding chaperone binding. NCBI's taxonomy places the organism in Eukaryota, Metazoa, Chordata, Actinopteri, Scatophagidae. The record is from RefSeq and is a predicted model, not a curated record. The coding region runs from base 134 to 514 and encodes 126 amino acids. Gene Ontology annotation, cellular component: cytoplasm; prefoldin complex. The transcript is spliced from 4 exons. Gene Ontology annotation, biological process: protein folding; chaperone-mediated protein complex assembly.